UUUAAGAUGGCGGCUGGCUUGUUUUACUAGCAAUGUAAACAAUGAUGUACCACAAACAAAGGAUAAAAUAAAUGUCAUGGAACAUGUUGAGUCGGCUGAGAAUUUACAAACUGAUGUGAUGACCAAUUCUGCUUCAAAUGACUAUUCAAAAUACGGCAUCACGGAUGCUCCAAAGUCCACAAAAACAACAGCGCUAGGCAAGACUAAAACUUGCUCCGGGCUGUCGAGGAAUGAAUGGAUUUUUCUGCUCGUAUCAUCCGCCAACAUCCUGACCGCAAUAGCCUUGACCUUGUAUCGGAUGAUCUCUGUCAUCAAGGACGACGACUCACAAAACCCAGACUUCACAUUCACGUUACUUCUGCUGAUCAACGCAGGUUUCUGCGUGUACUAUGUGCUGCAUGGAGUGUUUAGAGAAAGAGUUUUUGAAGUGUUUGCCUUCAUGGGGGCUGUUGUUGUUGUGGCUGUCUACUGUUUGCUGGAAUAUUUUGUCUUCAACACAACAAGACAAUCUACAGUCAAAUUAGUUCGUUUGAUUCUUGCCUGCAUUCUGGCGCCACCAAAUAUUUAUCUGGCCUACAUUGUCUCCAGAAACUUCGGAUACCUCCAGUUCCGCAGCGUUGGUGCAUCAGGACACUUGCAAAAACUGUACAAGCAAGCUGGAAUUUUCUCCUGUCUUCUCAAAUUUGACUUACAAGCUGCUUGUAGCAUCGUGGUCCUGGCCCUGGAGUCUGGCACCAAGGUGUCAAUCUUAGAGACGGCGUCACUGGCUGUUGGCAUCCCAUACUCGUUGUUGUGGUGUCUGUUGGGCUGGAUUAGUAUGAAGAGAGAGCUCAAGUCCGCUGCUGUAGUUUUUGCCGUGUUUGGGCUAGUCAAGCCAUGCUACUACAUCUACAAGAUUGUUCAGGAAUACAUUGAGCUGGAUGAGCACACACAAGGCACAGAAAGCAUUGUCUACUCUCUGAUUGCUGCAGUGGCGCUGGGUCUGCUGGUCUGGUUCGUGCUGAUGGUAGAACUUGUCUUUGUCUGUCAGAACUUUGGUCAGGGACUCAGGACUGAUGCAGCCAAACCUGUGAACAAUGAAAGAACUGGACUGUUGGGCUCAAGGACCAACUUCCCCAGCUCAACAACGGCAAGUCUGUAAUUUGGUUGACUUUGUGAUUGGUUUGAUCUGGCCCAUGGCUCAACAACGGCCAGCCUGUAAUUUGGUUGACUUUGUGAUUGGUUUGAUCUGGCCCAUGGCUCAACAACGGCCAGCCUGUAAUUUGGUUGACUUUGUGAUUGGUUUGAUCUGGCCCAUGGCUCAACAACGGCAAGUCUGUAAUUUGGUUUGGUUGACUUUGUGAUUGGUUUGAUCUGGCCCAUGGCUCAACAACGGCCAGCCUGUAAUUUGGUUGACUUUGUGAUUGGUUUGAUCUGGCCCAUGGCUCAACAACGGCCAGUCUGUAAUUUGGUUGACUUUGUGAUUGGUUUGAUCUGGCCCAUGGCUCAACAACGGCCAGUCUGUAAUUUGGUUGACUUAGUGAUUGGUUUGAUCUGGCCCAUGGCUCAACAACGGCAAGUCUGUAAUUUGGUUUGGUUGACUUUGUGAUUGGUUUGAUCUGGCCCAUGGCUCAACAACGGCCAGUCUGUAAUUUGGUUGACUUUGUGAUUGGUUUGAUCUGGCCCAUGGCUCAACAACGGCCAGUCUGUAAUUUGGUUGACUUUGUGAUUGGUUUGAUCUGGCCCAUGGCUCAACAACGGCCAGUCUGUAAUUUGGUUGACUUUGUGAUUGGUUUGAUCUGGCCCAUGGCUCAACAACGGCCAGCCUGUAAUUUGGUUGACUUUGUGAUUGGUUUGAUCUGGCCCAUGGCUCAACAACGGCCAGCCUGUAAUUUGGUUGACUUUGUGAUUGGUUUGAUCUGGCCCAUGGCUCAACAACGGCAAGUCUGUAAUUUGGUUUGGUUGACUUUGUGAUUGGUUUGAUCUGGCCCAUGGCUCAACAACGGCCAGUCUGUAAUUUGGUUGACUUUGUGAUUGGUUUGAUCUGGCCCAUGGCUCAACAACGGCCAGUCUGUAAUUUGGUUGACUUUGUGAUUGGUUUGAUCUGGCCCAUGGCUCAACAACGGCCAGUCUGUAAUUUGGUUGACUUUGUGAUUGGUUUGAUCUGGCCCAUGGCUCAACAACGGCCAGCCUGUAAUUUGUUUGACUUUGUGAUUGGUUUGAUCUGGCCCAUGGCUCAACAAUGGCAAGUCUGUAAUUUGGUUUGGUUGACUUUGUGAUUGGUUUGAUCUGGCCCAUGGCUCAACAACGGCAAGUCUGUAAUUUGGUUGACUUUGUGAUUGGUUUGAUCUGGCCCAUGGCUCAACAACGGCCAGUCUGUAAUUUGGUUGACUUUGUGAUUGGUUUGAUCUGGCCCAUGGCUCAACAACGGCAAGUCUGUAAUUUGGUUGACUUUGUGAUUGGUUUGAUCUGGCCCAUGGCUCAACAACGGCCAGUCUGUAAUUUGGUUGACUUUGUGAUUGGUUUGAUCUGGCCCAUGGCUCAACAACGGCAAGUCUGUAAUUUGGUUGACUUUGUGAUUGGUUUGAUCUGGCCCAUGGCUCAACAACGGCCAGUCUGUAAUUUGGUUGACUUUGUGAUUGGUUUGAUCUGGCCCAUGGCUCAACAACGGCAAGUCUGUAAUUUGGUUGACUUUGUGAUUGGUUUGAUCUGGCCCAUGGCUCAACAACGGCCAGUCUGUAAUUUGGUUGACUUAGUGAUUGGUUUGAUCUGGCCCAUGGCUCAACAACGGCCAGUCUGUAAUUUGGUUGACUUAGUGAUUGGUUUGAUCUGGCCCAUGGCUCAACAACGGCAAGUCUGUAAUUUGGUUGACUUAGUGAUUGGUUUGAUCUGGCCCAUGGCUCAACAAUGGCCAGCCUGUAAUUUGGUUUGGUUGACUUUGUGAUUGGUUUGAUCUGGCCCAUGGCUCAACAACGGCCAGCCUGUAAUUUGGUUGACUUUGUGAUUGGUUUGAUCUGGCCCAUGGCUCAACAACGGCCAGCCUGUAAUUUGGUUGACUUUGUGAUUGGUUUGAUCUGGCCCAUGGCUCAAGCUGUUCUGGGUGUUGAAUGAGAUGAUCCAGUCUUUAUGUUUGAGACUUGCUAGUAUGUGAGUCAAUAUGUUGAUGGACUCAUUUUAUUCAUGGUAAAACGUCUACGUACUAGAAAGAUAUUUCUCAUGAUGGUAAAACGUCUACGUGCUAGAAAGAUAUUUCUCAUGAUGGUAAAACGUCUACGUACUAGAAAGAUAUUUCUCAGCACCUCAGGAGGGUAAUUUAACUGCUGGUAUACACAUUGGGUUAAUGUUUCCAUGCUCUGUGUACAGUUGUUAUAUGUAGCUUAUAUACAGUUGUUUUAUUUUUUAUACAGUAGUGUUUUAUAUAGUAUUGUACUAUAUACUUUUGUUCUUUUUUUACGAUUGUUCCAUAAAAAGCAGUGGUCCAUAAAAAUUUUCUGUUUUUUACAGGGUAGGUCUUUUUGCCAAAUUUAGUAAAUUCUAAUGAAAAUGUGUUUAUUGCUCAAGAUACUAAACUUUUCAGCUUUAAAGAGAUAUUUGUGCAAUUAACUAGGUUUAUGUUAAGGGAAACAACUCAAGUUAUAUUUUUAGGAAGAUAAAUUAUUUCGAUUAUAUCCCCUUACGGAAGGGAACCGCUCAAUAUUUAAAUCUUAUGGACCCAGUGUGAGGUUCUAAAAUGGACAUAUCGUGACGUCAUCCACUAUACCUUGUUGAGUUCUGCUUUACAAUAUUUUUUGCAUAGAAAAAAUUAGCAAUUUGCUGUUAAUAUUGCUAUAGAACAAAUCAGCAAUUUGCUGUUCAGAGUUCAAUUUAAUUCAGUGCUUUACAUGAUUAUUGUCAAUUCACGCAUUUAUUUUUAACUUGUUUUUUGCUAAGUUUUAUUUGUAAAGAUUUUAUCUUAUUCAAAAGAAUAAAGAUUUAGCUAUCGUAUCUAAAUCAAUGAAGAUUUUAUAGUUAAAUUGGGUAAAGAUUUGAUUUAAAUGGGUAGAAAUUUAAUUAAAAUGGGUAAAGAUUUAAUCCAUCUCAGCUAAAAAUGGGGCAGCAGUUUUGCCAACGUAGCUCCCCGCAGCUACUGAGGAUAACUGUGUUUAAAAAAUGUCGUAACAAUUGAUUAAAGCGUGUUUAUUUCAAUGGAUGGCUCGUCAAAAAUUGAGCUUGAAACCAAAUGGUGCAUGUACUCUAGUCAUCAAUGUUAGAAUCUGUUUGGUUUGGGCUCUUAACUUUAGUUCAUGGCCAGUGGUUAUGUUCUGUGGGGUCAGUAAAUUAAUGGGGUCAGUAGACUGGUGGGGUCAGUAGACUGGUGGGGUCAGUAGACUG
This is a messenger RNA of Physella acuta, 4350 nucleotides long. RefSeq lists its product as uncharacterized. NCBI's taxonomy places the organism in Eukaryota, Metazoa, Mollusca, Gastropoda, Physidae. The record is from RefSeq and is a predicted model, not a curated record.